Scomber scombrus (Atlantic mackerel) is the source of this 2402-nucleotide messenger RNA. RefSeq names its product chondroadherin-like a (gene chadla). Gene Ontology annotation, biological process: immune response; toll-like receptor signaling pathway. The coding region runs from base 38 to 2386 and encodes 782 amino acids. The record is from RefSeq and is a predicted model, not a curated record. Lineage: Eukaryota; Metazoa; Chordata; Actinopteri; Scombriformes; Scombridae. The transcript is spliced from 10 exons. Gene Ontology annotation, cellular component: extracellular matrix; membrane. Gene Ontology annotation, molecular function: protein binding; transmembrane signaling receptor activity.
AGAAAUGUUUUAACAGCAUCUUUGAUGUUUUGAUGUCAUGUUUCUAAUCUGUGUUUUACUGGCACAGAUGCAUUUCUUCUUUGCUGUGGUCUUACUGGUGAGCUCAGCACUAACUUUACUGGUGGAAUCAGGAAAAUGUCCCAGAGUGUGUAGCUGUGACAGCAACAAGCUCACUGUAGCCUGCGUCGGCAAAAACCUAACAGAGGUUCCCCCAACGAUAGACGAGAUCACAGUGAAACUCGACCUGAGGAAUAACAACCUGCAGGUGCUACCCAGAGGUGCGUUUGUCCUCACGCCGUACCUCACCCACCUCAACCUGCAGCGCUGCAACAUCAUCAAGGUGAAGGAGGGUGCUUUCCGGAUGCUGGGCCGUGUUGUCUCCCUAAACCUGGCCUACAACAAAAUUGACAUCCUUUACCAGGAGUCCUUUGAUGGCCUCUCCUCUUUGAAAGAGCUGUUUCUCGAUCACAACCGUGUGGAGGAGAUCCAGCCUGGAGCCUUCACACAGCUUGGCUCCCUCAACUUGCUGGCCCUUACCCACAACCAGCUGGUGUACAUCCCCAAUAUGGCCUUCCAGGGCCUGCAAAACAUCAAGUGGCUGCGUCUCAGCCAUAACUCCCUUAACAACUUGGCACCGGAGGCGUUCACUAGCCUGUUCACUCUCAACCGCCUCAGCCUGGACCACAAUGAGCUGCAGUUCUUCCCCACUCAGGCCAUGACCAGACUCCGUGAUGUCACACGCCUGGACAUGGGUUACAACUCCAUGAUCUACCUCGGGGAAGAAGCCAUCUCCAUGGCGAAGCUCACACACCUCUACCUCGACCACAUGUCCCUUCAGGACCUGUCAGACCAGGCUGUGUCCCGCGCCCCGCUCCUCUCCCACUUGGACCUCAGUCACAAUCAGCUUCGUUACCUGGAGCCUCUCUCAGGCCCCAAAGAGCUGACCAGACUCAACCUGACGGGAAACCCUAUCUACUGUAACUGCUACAUGCGGCCCCUGAGGGAGUGGGCACGUGUCGGUGGUGUGAAGCUGCUGGGAGCCUGUGCUGGACCUCCCCACCUCUCAGAUGAGCCGCUACUGGCCGUCGCUCCUCUGGAUCUACGCUGCCGCAACAGAGGGGAUACACUGAAGGAUGAGUUUGAGGAAGACGAUGAGAGCGCAGGAAGCACCCCGCCCACAGCCAAACCCAAGCAGAAAGUCAAGUGUCCAGUUAACUGUGACUGUGAUAUUGAAGCCCAGCAUGCCACAUGUGAGGGUCGAGGUCACACCAAGGUCCCACGAGGCUUCCCCACCAAGACGCAGCUGCUUGACCUGCGCAGCAACCACUUUCACUACCUUCCCACCAACAGCUUCCCAGGCAGCGGCCAAGUGGUUUCUCUUCACCUGGAAUUCUGCAAAAUCCACGAAAUCGAAGGUGGUGCCUUCCGGGGAAUGAAAAAGCUGUUUUAUUUGUAUCUUUCUGACAAUGACCUCACAUCCUUGGACCCCGAAGCUUUUGCUGGAGUCCCUGAACUCACCUACCUUCACCUGGAAGGGAACAGGCUGGCGCAAUUCCCUGGAUCAGCUCUGGCACUCCUACCAAGUCUGUUGGUGUUACACCUGGAGCGAAAUACCAUCUCAAAGCUAGAGCCCACUGGUUUGCUGUCCUCAGUAACCCCUAAGCUCAUGGAGCUUUACUUAACCAAUAACACCAUAACUGAUAUUGCCAAAGGUGCUCUGGACUCUGCUUUCCUAGGUACACUUCACCUGGAUUCAAAUCAGUUGACGGAGGUGCCAACCCACGCUCUGUCUGCGGCCCCUAAUCUGGAAGAGCUCAAACUGUCUCAGAACUCAGUUCGCUGGGUGGGACCGAACGCAUUCCAGUCCCUAUCACAAAGUCUGAAGAGGCUUAAUAUGAACCACAUGGGCAUGGAGAAGAUGUCCAGGGAUGCUCUGGCAGGUCUGGGCCCAGGACUGAAGGCUCUGACUGUGAGGGGAAACCAGCUGGAGGAGCUUCCUGACUUGAGCCCACUCACCAGCCUGGAGGUGGUCGACCUGCAGGACAACCCCCUGCUGUGUGACUGUCCUCUGUUGCCGCUACGCAGGUGGAUGGAGAAUGUGAGCUUCGAAGUGACGGCCACCUGUGGACACCCUCCUGAGCUCAGAGGUCAGAAAGUCAGAGACGUCCAUGUCUUCAAGGCCUGCCCUGAAAGCAGCUCACCUUCAGACAAGAAGGUUGUUGUGGCCCCCCCAAAAGUGAAGAACCCCAAACUCUUGAAGGUUCCCGGACUCAAGGCUAAACCCACAAAGAUCAAAGCUAAUCAGCCCAAACCAACCAAGAAUCGGCCUCAGAGGAAACCUGUGACACCAGCAGUGACAAAAAAGAAGAAGACAGUACUAAAAUGAUUUCAGGUCAUCUCUG